CGCCAUUAACACUUUCUUCACCAUUUCUUCGCCGAGAAAAGCAAAAGCCUUCGCAAGGAGGCCUUUUCCACGAGCUUCAUUGUCACAAAACCGAUCAAUUUCAGCUUCCCCCAAUUUCUUCAUAGCUCAACUAAAAAAAAAAUUGAAAAAAUGGAUAAUGCUCAGCGAAGAAAUCGUGGCCUCAAUCUGCCGGCGUCGAUGUCGGAGACGUCUCUGCAGCUGAACACGCUCUCCACCGUAUCGCCGAUUAAGCUCGCGUCGCCGCUGAAAUCGAUGUCUCCGAGGACCAUCGCGAAUUUGUCGCCGUCGAAAUCGACGUCUUCCUGCAGCGACAGAUUCAUCCCCUGCAGAUCUUCGUCGAGGCUGCACACGUUCGGUCUGAUCGAGAAGGCGUCUCCGGUGAAGGAAGGCGGCGGCGCGAGCGAUGCGUACAAUAGGUUGCUGAAAACGGAGCUCUUCGGGACUGAUUUCGGAUCCGGUGAUUUUGGUUCGGGUGGUGUUAGGGGAGGUGGUUCUCCGAUUAGUCCGAGCAAGAACAUGCUGAGGUUUAAGACGGAGCAGCACUCCUCCGGGCCUAAUUCGCCGUUUUCGCCGUCAAUUUUGGGGCAGGAUAGUGUGGGUUCUGGGGAGGCGGCGACGCCGCCUAAGCCGCCGAGGAAGGUCCCCAAAACGCCUCACAAGGUACUUGAUGCACCAUCGCUUCAAGAUGAUUUCUAUCUGAACUUGGUUGACUGGUCUUCUCAGAAUGUUCUUGCUGUGGGAUUGGGAACUUGUGUUUAUUUAUGGAGUGCUUCGAAUAGUAAAGUAACGAAGUUGUGUGACUUGGGACCGAAUGACAGCGUAUGCUCGGUCCAAUGGACACGAGAGGGCUCUUACAUAUCAGUCGGUACAAGUCUAGGUCAAGUUCAGGUUUGGGACGGGACUCAGUGCAAGCGUCUAAGAACAAUGUCCGGCCAUCAAACUAGAGCAGGAGUACUGGCAUGGAGUUCACGGAUAUUAUCCUCUGGAAGCAGAGACAGGAACAUACUUCAGCAUGAUCUUCGUGUUCCAAGUGAUUAUAUCAGCAAGCUUAUUGGACACAAAUCCGAGGUGUGUGGAUUGAAGUGGUCCCAUGACGACCGAGAGCUUGCAUCCGGUGGAAAUGACAACCAGUUACUUGUGUGGAAUCAGCACUCCCAGCAGCCGAUUUUGAGACUAACGGAGCAUACAGCUGCUGUCAAAGCCAUUACCUGGUCACCUCACCAGAACGGUCUUCUAGCCUCCGGAGGAGGAACUGCUGAUCGUUGCAUCCGUUUCUGGAACACCACGAGCGGCAAUCAACUAAACAGUGUCGACACAGGAAGCCAGGUUUGCAAUUUAGCUUGGAGCAAGAAUGUCAAUGAAAUAGUGAGCACCCACGGAUAUUCCCAGAACCAAAUAAUGGUGUGGAAGUAUCCAACUAUGUCAAAGGUUGCAACACUAACUGGGCAUGGUUUGAGGGUAUUGUACCUGGCAAUGUCUCCUGAUGGUCAGACUAUUGUCACCGGAGCAGGAGACGAGACACUCAGAUUCUGGAAUGUCUUUCCAUCCGUUAAAACGCCUGCACAGGUGAAGGACACUGGCCUUUGGUCUUUAGGAAGAACUCAAAUCAGAUGACGAAGUGAUUAUAGGAAAUAAUAAGAAAGACCAUUUUUAUAUUUUUUUUUAUUUAUCUGAUGUGGAGAUUGUAAAGUGAAUUUCCUUUUUUUUUUUUUUUCUUUCCCCAACUUGUGCACAGUAGCAGCAAAAUGUGGAGCUAUUCUUUGUAUUUGUUUAUUUAUUUGAGGAUUUAAUACUAAUUUUUACA
Molecule: messenger RNA, 1825 nt
Organism: Salvia hispanica
Lineage: Eukaryota; Viridiplantae; Streptophyta; Magnoliopsida; Lamiales; Lamiaceae
Gene: FZR3
Product: FIZZY-related 3
Biological process (GO): positive regulation of anaphase-promoting complex-dependent catabolic process; anaphase-promoting complex-dependent catabolic process; positive regulation of ubiquitin protein ligase activity
Cellular component (GO): anaphase-promoting complex
Molecular function (GO): protein binding; anaphase-promoting complex binding; ubiquitin ligase activator activity
Source: RefSeq, a predicted model, not a curated record